CGUGUGGUCCCUGUUUCGAACGAUGCGUUGUGGAUGAUGGGCACGCCUGUCCGAUUGACGGUGAAAACUGGCCGGAAGAAGAAGUUGAAUGGAGAGACUUCCCUGCAGAAAAUCUGCUGAAAAGAGAGGUUAAAUGCUGGAACCAAAGGCACGGGUGCCCACUUAUGAUGGCUGCCGCAGAAGUACACAAGCACUUCCACCGAGAAUGUGAAUACCACUACACAUCCUGUCCAAGAUGCUCGGUGAUGGUUUUAUGCCGUGACGUUGGCGAACAUCUGAGAGCUUCAUGCAACGCCAUUGCAGCACCUCAAGCAACGGAUUGCGAGGGAAAGCCAGGGGACGCUGUUGUAACAGAAAUACUCGAAGGUGUGAGGAAAGUAGUGCUAGAGCAGGCAGGUGAAAUGAAGGCACUUCUAGAGCGUUCAUUUGGAGAAAACAGCCCCCUUAAUGACUGCCUAAGUGAGGUCUCUCGCAGCGUGAACUCUCUAAAAGAAUCAGUGAGCCAAGGCAUUGCGCCUGUUGAAGAUAUAAGUCAAAUGACACGUCGCGUCUUGGACGGCAUCAACACAAUACAUGGAUCGCUUCGUAGCGAAAUGGCUGACAUAAAGCAGCAGAACGAAGAGCUUCCUCGAGUUCGAGCCGCAAUCGAAAGUGCGAAAGAAGAUGCUGCAGCAAGCACGAAGAGGGUGGCAGACAUGCAGAAGAAAGCACUAGCAUACGCUGAAAAAAAUCAAACUCGUUGCAGCUUUUUCGUCCCACGAAUAGAGUCACUUGAAGAGAAGGCGUUGAAAGACGGUGAGAGCGAAUAUGUCCAUGGACAGGUUUAUCUUCGUGGUUACAACAUAUCACCUGGCGUUCUACUGGUAAAAAGUGGAGAAAGUGUGUUACUUAAGAUGAGGCUUAAGCUGAACAAAGGUGAACACGACGAUGAAAUUCCGUGGCCAUUUGAGCAUAAAAUAAGGUUUGCCAUUCUACACCCUGACAAGAACGAAGAUAAAACCUUCAUACACAAGUCAUGCCGCUCAUUCACAACGUAUCACAAAGAACAUAGAAGAAACAAAGUUGCUUGGGUAACGGCAUUUAAUCUAGGAGACCUAAAAAGAGAUGGCUAUGUCUACAACGACAUGCUGCGCGUCACGUGGGAGCUCCUUUAAUUGUAACAGGAAACAAUCACAGAAUUUGCUUUUUACACAAUGUACAGUGUGCAAACGGUUGGCAAAUGCGCACCGUUGAUGGCUCGAUAUGCGUGCGAUUUACUUCGGUUAGGCGUCUUAACACGACAACCUGACAUUCGCUAGAACUCUUCCAAGUUCCAGACUAAGAGAGAUUCUAAAUAAGACGAAAUUUUCAUGCCUUUUCUUGAAAUAUUGCAUAGAAACAGACGAGCGUUCAUAUGAAAGACGUAAAACGAAAAUUACGCACAGAAAAUGCUAAAUUUGCCCGUUGUAAAUUGAUAUAUCACAUGUGGUAAUCCGCUCUGCACGUUUAGGACUUUAAUGAUCUGAGUGGUCUCCAAGGAAAAUCAAAAGAAAAUAUUUUGUGUGCAACUGUUUGGUGUUUACACAAUGUA
This is a messenger RNA of Rhipicephalus sanguineus (brown dog tick), 1570 nucleotides long. RefSeq lists its product as uncharacterized. Gene Ontology annotation, molecular function: protein binding. Lineage: Eukaryota; Metazoa; Arthropoda; Arachnida; Ixodida; Ixodidae. The record is from RefSeq and is a predicted model, not a curated record. The coding region runs from base 165 to 1154 and encodes 329 amino acids. The transcript has 2 exons.